Messenger RNA from Phytophthora sojae, 195 nucleotides. RefSeq lists its product as hypothetical. The transcript has a single exon. Bases 1 to 195 code for a protein of 64 amino acids. Lineage: Eukaryota; Oomycota; Peronosporomycetes; Peronosporales; Peronosporaceae. The record is from RefSeq and is a predicted model, not a curated record.
AUGGAGGAGGAGCUCAAGGCGCUGGGCUUCGUGACGAACGUGUCUCAGUUGAAAUGGGACACAGUCAUUCUGCCGGCGCUGCGUCAAUAUUGGAAGGUGUACGGUAACGCGGACGUCCCGCAUCAUUUCGUUGUCCCAAACGAGGAUGAAUCGUGCUGUUCCGUCCACCAUGGCCGGAGGAGGCCUGGGGAAUGA